Molecule: messenger RNA, 393 nt
Organism: Erigeron canadensis
Lineage: Eukaryota; Viridiplantae; Streptophyta; Magnoliopsida; Asterales; Asteraceae
Exons: 1
Coding region: 1-393 (130 amino acids)
Molecular function (GO): RNA-DNA hybrid ribonuclease activity; nucleic acid binding
Source: RefSeq, a predicted model, not a curated record
AUGGGCAGGAUGGAAGGAGGAAAGUCUCACACGAGUUUAGACGCCGAGGUUUGGAGCAUUUAUAAAGGAUUGUGUUUAAUCAAAGACAAGAAUCUUUCAAACAUAUUGAUCGAGACCGACUGUGAAACGAUUUUAAGGCUUCGGCCCGAGUCGCUGGACAGGGAUCAUCCGCUGAAGAAGGUCUUGGAAGAUAUUGAUACGUUAAAGGUGGAGCAAAAAUGUGUGUUAGUUCAUACAAGACGAGAUGGGAACCAAUGUGCGGAUGUCUUAGCACACUUGGGCGGUAAACAAUCCGAUGAAUGCGUUUUCCUACACGAACCACCAUCUAUGCUAAUACCGUAUCUGUUACGGGACACGGAAUCGGCUAUCGAGUUUGAAAGAAAUCGACAAUGA